Molecule: messenger RNA, 711 nt
Organism: Rotaria socialis
Lineage: Eukaryota; Metazoa; Rotifera; Eurotatoria; Philodinida; Philodinidae
Source: the annotation of a GenBank genome assembly
AUGGAUGGAAUUUAUCUCAAGAAUGAGAUUCCAGACUAUAUGCCUCAACUUCAAACAUUCAGCUUUAAUAUUAUCACUCGUACUAACGUCACUGCUUAUGUUAAUGAUCAAUUAUAUGAAGACAUUCGAUGCACUUUUCUCAAUGGGAAAUUUCAUCAAGUUGAUUUUUACUUAGAUCAAUAUCCAGAUGGAAUGGCUCGAUCUCACAUAUAUUCACUUCCAUACAGGAUGAAUGUCAUGAGGGCUAUUAGAAGUACAUUUUCUGGAGGUUUAUUUACAAAUGUUCGUGCUAUAUCGUUGCCGGAUCUUUUUUGUCCCUUUAAGCACAAAAUCUAUGAUCGAAUUGCUCAUUCUUUUCCACGUCUAACUGAUCUAAUCGCUUUCAACCACAAACCACGAAAUUAUAAACCAUCACAUGAAGCAAAAAAGAAUAAUCAAAUGUCGUCGGUUAUUGUAUUUCCUCAUCUCACGCAUAUCGAAAUAUGUUUUGGGAAUAUUAAUAUUGCAGAACAACUUUUAGUUGAUAUCAACAUGCUUUUGCUGCAUCUUAUUAAUCUUACAAUUCCCUACUCAUGUAUAGAUGAAGUCACAGAAGACUUUACACGUGACGCAACACGUUGGAAUUGUGCUAAUAUAAAACGUUUAAAUUUUAAUCGGGUAUCAUUGGUGCAUUGCAAAGAAUUUCACUUAUAUUUUCCUGAUUAUAAAUAG